Messenger RNA from Cricetulus griseus (Chinese hamster), 2589 nucleotides. NCBI's taxonomy places the organism in Eukaryota, Metazoa, Chordata, Mammalia, Rodentia, Cricetidae. The record is from RefSeq and is a predicted model, not a curated record.
AUGUCCCAGGAAAAGGUCCUCACCUCCUUCCCUGUGAAUAUUAUGGAAUGUCUCAAGGGGCAAGAGCUGCAAACCCUGGGGAGUGGAGCCUGGGACAAUCCAGCCUACAGCAGCCCCCCUUCCCCGAAUGGGACCCUGAAGAUCUGCACUGUCUCCAGUGGGACACUCCCCCAGCCUCAACCCAAGAAGCCUGAAGACAAAUGCCAGGAGAAGACACAGAGAACACUGAUGUCCAGCUGCUGUCUCCAUAUCUGUCACAGCAUCAGAGGACUCUGGGGAACAACCCUGACUGAGAAUAUAGCUGAGAACAGAGAACUCUAUGUCAAGACCACCCUGAGGGAACUUGUGGUAUACAUCGUGUUCCUCGUGGAUAUCUGUCUGUUGACCUAUGGAAUGACAAGCUCCAGUGCUUAUUACUACACCAAAGUGAUGUCAGAGCUAUUUCUACAUACCCCAUCAGACUCUGGGGUCUCCUUCCGGACCAUCAGCAGCAUGGCAGACUUCUGGGAUUUUGCUCAGGGCCCACUCCUGGACAGUUUGUACUGGACAAAGUGGUACAACAACCAGAGCCUGGGGCGUGGCUCCCACUCUUUCAUCUACUAUGAGAAUCUGCUGCUGGGGGUCCCGAGGUUGCGGCAACUGCGGGUGCGCAACGACUCCUGUGUGGUUCAUGAGGACUUCCGUGAGGACAUUUUGAACUGCUAUGACGUCUACUCUCCAGACAAGGAAGAUCAACUCCCUUUUGGGCCUCUCAAUGGCACAGCGUGGACAUACCACUCACAGAAUGAGCUGGGGGGCUCCUCCCACUGGGGCAGGCUCACAAGCUAUAGUGGAGGUGGCUACUACUUGGACCUUCCAGGAUCCCGACAAGCCAGUGCGGAGGUCCUCCGAGGUCUUCAGGAGGGGCUAUGGCUAGACAGGGGCACUCGGGUGGUCUUCAUCGACUUCUCAGUCUACAAUGCCAACAUCAAUCUUUUCUGUAUUCUGAGGCUGGUGGUAGAGUUCCCAGCCACAGGAGGGACCAUCCCAUCCUGGCAAAUCCGCACAGUUAAGUUGAUCCGAUACGUGAGUAACUGGGACUUCUUCAUCGUGGGCUGUGAGGUCAUCUUCUGUGUCUUCAUCUUCUACUAUGUGGUGGAGGAAAUCCUGGAAAUCCACCUGCAUCGGUUUCACUACCUCAGCAGCAUCUGGAACAUUCUGGACCUGUUGAUCAUCUUGCUCUCCAUUGUGGCUGUGGGAUUCCACAUAUUCCGAACCCUGGAAGUAAACCGACUGAUGGGAAAGCUCCUGCAGCAGCCAGACACUUAUGCAGACUUUGAGUUCCUGGCCUUCUGGCAGACGCAGUACAACAAUAUGAAUGCUGUCAACGUUUUCUUUGCCUGGAUCAAGAUAUUCAAGUACAUCAGCUUCAACAAAACCAUGACCCAGCUCUCCUCCACACUGGCUCGCUGUGCCAAGGACAUCCUGGGCUUUGCUGUCAUGUUCUUCAUUGUCUUCUUCGCUUAUGCCCAGCUUGGCUACCUGAUUUUUGGGACCCAAGUGGAGAACUUUAGCACUUUCGUCAAGUGCAUUUUCACUCAGUUCCGGAUAAUCCUUGGCGACUUUGACUACAAUGCUAUCGACAAUGCCAACCGAAUCCUGGGCCCUGUGUACUUCGUCACCUAUGUCUUCUUUGUCUUCUUCGUGCUCCUGAACAUGUUCCUGGCCAUCAUCAAUGACACAUACUCAGAGGUCAAGGAGGAGCUGGCUAACCAGAAGGAUGAGUUACAGCUCUCUGACCUCCUGAAACAGAGCUACAAGAAGACCCUACUAAAGCUGCGCCUGAGAAAGGAACGGGUUUCAGAUGUGCAGAAAGUCCUGAAGGGUGGGGAACCGGAGAUCCAGUUUGAAGAUUUCACCAACACCUUGAGGGAACUGGGGCAUGCAGAGAAUGAGAUAUCUGAGCUCAAGGCUGCCUUCACCAGGUUUGAUCAGGAUGGGAAUCGCGUUCUGGAUGAGAAGGAGCAGGCACAGAUGCGACAAGGUCUGGAAGAGGAGAGGGUGGCCCUCAGUGCUGAGAUUGAGAACCUAGGCCAGUCCUUUGGAUAUAGCCCACGAGGUGAAUUGGGCACGGAAGCUGCCAAAGGAGGAGGCUGGGUUUCUGGAGAAGAAUUCUACACGCUCACAAGGAGAGUUCUGCAGCUGGAGCAUGUUCUGGAAGGAGUUGUGUCCAAGGUUGAUGCUAUGGGCUCAAAGCUGAAGAUGCCGGAGAGCAAAGAGGACCUGGCUCCCUCCCCAGGAAUGGAGGAGCUAGCUGUUUGGAAGAACCUGUAACCAGUCCUAGUUAUCACUCCAGCCCCCUUGGGCGUCCAGGGUAGGCAGGAGAAUGAAAUUCCCCCAUGGAGACAAAAGAAAGCCCCCGAGGAAAGUAGAUUCUUGUUUGGUGAGAUUCCAACUGAGGAGUUGAAUGACACCCUUGAAGGUGAAGUCAAUGCUCCUUCUGGAGGAGCCCAUCCUCCAAUUCCCAAGUUCCAUGGAAUACCUGGAACUGAGGGGACUUCAUACCUGGAAACAGAAACAGAACCCAAAGGGAAUCAAGGAAGGAAGUGA